Molecule: messenger RNA, 4006 nt
Organism: Clunio marinus
Lineage: Eukaryota; Metazoa; Arthropoda; Insecta; Diptera; Chironomidae
Source: the annotation of a GenBank genome assembly
UCGGCAUAGGUAGGGGUUUUCAAAUUAAAAAUAUGGAGAAAAAAGAACUUUACAUGGGAAAGUGUCUCAAAGAUUUAGGGGAACAUUUUGAAAUUCCUUCAACUAUUAUUGGAAAAAAUUCGAUUCCUCAAAUUCUAAUAUCCUUAAAGAAGCUUAUUCGGAAGGCUGAAGAGAUGAAAGUUCACGGCGAUGAAGAGCAGAGUUAUAUCCUUUACAUGAAAUUUAUGAAUUUGUUAUCAAAACUUCAAAAAUUUCCAGAUUACAAGAAAAACAAACACCAAAUCUCUGAAAUGCUUGGAUCAAAUGAAGUGAUUACAAGUUAUAUGGAUGUAUUAGAGAGUCUUUCAAAUAGCCUUAAGGAAAGAUAUGCAAAGAAAUAUCCGCCAGAAUCAAAUCAUUUAGCUGAAUCAACAAAAAUGAACAUCGACGAUGAAAAAGUUUUAAAAGAAAUUUCAGCAAAUCCUGAAGUCAAAGAAGUUGUUGAUUGUGAAUCACUUUUCACUAUGAUGAAAGAUGAUAAAAAGUUAUUAAUAUUGGACUGUCGUCCGGAUGAUGAUUAUGAACAAUCGAAAAUUAUAUACAAAUUUACCGUACAUGUGCCUGAAGACUCGCUUGAAUUAGGGAUGACAGCUGAAAAGAUUCAAAACAGACUUCCAAACGAUUCAAAAGUUUUCUGGCAGUUUCGUACGUGUCGGCCAUACAUUAUUUUCGUUGACUGGUCGAGUAAUCGCUUUAAUCGAAACUCACCUGUUUGGCAUUUAAGAGAAAUUCUCUUGGGAUGGGAUCAAGAACUGCAGGAAUUGGAAAAGAAGCCCACAAUGUUAUUACUGGAAGGAGGAUACGAAAAAUGGAAGACACUUUAUCCAAUGAAAUGUCACAAUCCACAAUACUCACCCCCUAAAGCCGCAAAUGAUGAUGCAGCUUUGAUUGGUGAUGUUGAAUAUCCAAACUUGGAAGACAUUCAAAUGAAAGAUUCGACGUUAAACAAAUCUUUGUCCUCAACUUCCAUUCCAAUUGUCGAUCGAAGUAUUAAGCCAAGUGCUGCAACAGGUGAUCCUUACAAAUCACCUCUAGAACUAGUUGAAGAACGUGAAAAAAUUAUGAACAAAUCGCUACAAAGUGAGAAAGAAUUAGCGACAUUGGAAGCAAACUACAAGCAAGUUGUAACUGAUAAAGAGAAUAAUGAAGAUUCAUCGAUUCAAGAGCAGAAUUAUCUGUUUAAGAUUUGGGAGCUACAAGCAAAACAAGUUGAUUAUAAGAUUGAAGAGAAAUCGAUAAAGGAACAGUUGGAAUCGAGUAAGGAACAGAUAAAAGAUCCUCAAAUCAUGACAAAAGUGAUGAUAGCUGAGCAAGGUAUUAAAGAGAAGGAAAUGGAAAGAUUGAAACUUUUUGAGGAGCGAGAAAGGAAUAAAAAAGAACGUGAAGAAGCAUUAAAGCUUGCACGUGAACGAAAGCCGACAUUUAAUGAUCAUAAAGUGCCACCAAAAACUCAACGUAAAAAUGAACUUAUUCUCACACCGAAAGGUUUACCGAAUCAAGUUAUCACACCUUCAAUUCCUUCAUUUGACCGAUCUUCAAAGCCAAUGCAAGUGAUCAAUCGUCAACCCUUUAAUGAAGAAGAUUUUGCACCAGUCUAUGGUCGAGUGGAACGUGGAUUGACGGGGCUUAAGAACUUGGGGAAUUCUUGUUACAUGAACAGCAUUAUACAAUGUUUAAGCAACACUCACAAGUUAAUGCAGUAUUUGUUAGAAGAAACUUAUGAGAAACAUGUUAACAGAAAUAACAAAACGAAAGGCAGCAUCGUAAGAACACUUGCAGCUGUGAUUAAAAUGUUGUGGAGUGGAGAAUGUAAACAUAUUUCAAGUAAACAAUUGAAAGCUGUCAUUGGCGAACAAGAUCAUCUUUUUUAUGGAAUGGAUCAACAAGAUUCACACGAAUUUCUCGUUAUGCUUAUAGAUUGGCUGCAAUCAGAUCUUCAAACAAUUCCAGUGGUGCAUACUGCAGUUGAACUUCCUCCAUCAGAGAAGGCUUGGCAGGAAUACACAAAAGCGAAGGAAAGCUUCAUCCUUCGGUUGUUUUAUGGACAAAUUAAAAGCACUGUUAAAUGUACAGUUUGUUCGAAGGAAAGUUCAACGUACGACACAUUUUCCAAUCUCAGCUUAGAACUUCCUCCGAACAACAUCGAUCGUUGUCAUAUUGAUGAAUGUUUCAACAUGUAUUUUCAUGGAGAGAUGGUGAUGGGAUGGAAUUGUCCUCAUUGUAAAGCACCACGCGACGCAAUCAAGAAACUUGACAUUUCCAAAUUGCCACCAGUCUUAGUGAUUCAUCUUAAGCGAUUUUACGCUGACCCUUACAUGAAUUGUACGUACCGUAAGAAAACUAUUUAUGUUGACUUUCCACUCACCGAUAUGAAAAUGAUGCCUUACACUAUUUAUGUUGACUUUCCACUCACCGAUAUGAACAUGAUGCCCUACGUUGCUCGAACGGAGAAGAACAGUGGAUCAAAUCUACAGCACAUUUAUCGUUUGUAUGCUGUGUCGAAUCAUUAUGGAAGCACCGAAUCUGGCCAUUAUACAGCUUAUUGUCGUAACUACAAACAAAGUACGUGGUACAAGUUUGAUGAUCAUACUGUGUCCCCAUUGGAUCGAUCUGAAGUUAAAUCAUCAGCUGCUUACAUUCUCUUUUACACAUCAUUGCCGGAUAAUGCACCACAAAUUCAGAAUCGUUGGAGAUAGCAAGAUCGACAGCGACAUUGAAAAAUUCAUGUGACUCUGAAAUUUAAUAUUCACCUCUUGAUAUUUAACGUUGAUCGUCGUUUCAUAAUUUAAAUGUCAAAAUAUUUAACAUGGAAGAUUCUAAAAAUUAUAUUUCAUUAUUUAUAAAAUGGCUAAGAAGGUUGACAAAAGUCUAGCUAAAAGUUACAGACAAAAGAGAGAAAAUAAAGAAUUAAAAUUUAAAAUCUUCCUCGUCUUCUUCAUCGUCUUCAUAAUGAGGAUAAUUUAAUUCUAAAUCAAUUAAUUGUUGGUUGAUAUUUUCUGUUUUUAUAGGUUUUGUAAAUGGAUCUGUCGUUGGAUUAAUUUGGGAUUGCUCUCCAUUUUCGGAAUUUUCGUUCUCCUCAUCUCCUAAGUUUUCUACUUGACAACUCGCUAACUCGAGAUUUUCAACCGUUAUUAAAUUAAUGUUUUGAUUAACUUUUCCUAGUAAACCUGCUACUUUUUCUUUUAAUUCGAGUAGUUUCUUCUGUUGUUGUAGAACAAGAUAAAUUUCUUGUGGCGUUACUUUAUUGCUUUCCAUUAGAUUAUUAAUAUUAAAUUUAUUUAUUUGGACAUAUUCAAAAUGUAAACAAAUUUUUCGUUAAAUUGCUACUCAAAAGCUUAGCUUUUCUACUCAAAGGGCAUGAAAGUAUGUUUUCAUCAGAUUCCAUACAGAAACUUGCUUCUCUUACGACAUAAAUAAAUCUCGCGCAAUUAUCCACAAAGAAGACAACACCGAGUUUUUAAAAGAAGAAUACAUUCUAAUUUAUUUACACAAUUCAUUAUGUGUUUUAAUUUGAUUCCAAACAAUCUAAAUAAUUCACUAAAGCGUUUUAGUCUUUUCUCCCACUCUCUGAAUCAUUUCUUUCGUCUUGUAUCUCUUGUUUGACACCUUUUAGUUCUUCGUCAAUUCUUUCUUUUGCCCUAAACACUUUUGAUUGCAAAUAGAAGGAUCCACCUUUAGAUUUAUCAUUAACUGAAAACAAAUGUUCAUAGCUUUUUUGUAGCUCUUCGGGGUCGAGUUUGUUGAUAUUAAGAAUCUGUUGGGCUUCUUCAAAUGACUUACCGGUUCUAGUUGUUGCUGCUCGAGUAUUUCCUGACCUGUUCUGAUUUCUUUUUGCAGCUUCUUGACUUGCAGCAAUUUCUUGUUUAAGUGCUCGAGCAAAAGCCCUGCCUACAACCUGACUACCCAUAAUAAUCAAUUGUGCUAUGUAUUUAGCCAUUUUUUAAAUAUAAUUUAGUUAGAAACUUGA